Molecule: messenger RNA, 939 nt
Organism: Rotaria sp. Silwood2
Lineage: Eukaryota; Metazoa; Rotifera; Eurotatoria; Philodinida; Philodinidae
Source: the annotation of a GenBank genome assembly
AUGGUGUACGCUGCUUUUCCUCCUGUUGUUAAUCCUCGUACCAAAAUUGCUUAUAUUACUGCUCCGAUAAUUGGAAUAUGUUGUUUAUUACUCGCCGCAUUCUUGAUCGCAACUGCAAUUGUACUUUCAUUGAUACCAAUCUAUUUGCCUCGAAAAAGUGUUUCGUGGAGAGCCCCAACUUAUCUUCUGACACUCAAUUAUGAUGGUUCAUUAGGUAGUGAUGGUUCUUUAGAUAGUGCAGCUCGUGAAGCUUUUGCUCGUAAAAUCGAACAAUUACUUGGUUUAUCAGAAGGUGCUGUAAGAGUGGUACAAGGUACUGUUGUGACACAAGCAAAUAAACGUAAACGACGAGGAUUGUACGUUAUUUUUUUACUUAAAAAAGAUAGAAACAAAAGAAAACAUCAUGCUUAUUUUAGUCCUCUUUCACGAUUUCAUCGUGGAAUAACAGGUCAAGGUAUACAAAGAAUUAUCUUACAAUUUACAUUCAGCCAAAAUAAGUGUAAUGAUAACUGCCGAAAACCAAAUUUUGCUACAAAGAUUUCACAAAGUUCAAUUGUAGUUGAAUUUACAUAUAAUGGAGUCAAAUUUACGCUUACAGCAAAAAUAGAUGUCAGUGUAUUAACUGAAUAUACAACUCCACCAACUUUAGCCUCUGAUACAACAACAAUUACUACUGCAGCAAUAAUAAUAAAUACCGCUGCUGUAACAACACCAUCAAUCGCUGCUGUAACAACGACAACAUCUACCGCUGCUGUAACAAUAACAACAUCUACCACUGUUGCAACGACAUCAUCUACCACUACUGUAGCAACGACAACAUCUACCGCUGCUGUAACAAUAGCAACAUCUACCACUACUGUAGCAAUGACAACAUCUACUACUAUUGCAACAACAACAUCUACUACAACAACUGUGUCAUCAACUCCAAGUAUUGGUUAA